CAGCUCCCUUGGUCCUUCUGCUCUCCUCGACUCCACUUGGAAGAACCGGCCAUGUCUCGGCAGUCUGUCUGCAGAAGCUUUGGAGGCGGGAGCAGAAGGGGCUACAGCUCUUGCUCUGCCAUCGGUGGUGGCUUUGGAGGAUGUGGGGGCAGAAGCAGGAUCAGCUAUAGCUCGUUCUCCACAUCCAGGGGAUUUGGAGGCAAUGGACGUUGUGCAGAUUUUAGCAGCAGGAGCCUCCAUAACAUGGGUGGCAGCAGAAGAAUUGCUGUGGGUGGAUGCUACGGUGGUGGAGGAUACGGAGAGAAUGGAUAUGGAUGUAGAAUUGGUGGCUUUGGUGGAGGCUUUGGAGGAGGAUUUGGCGGCAUUGGAGGAGGUAUCAUUGGUGGAGGAAUAGGUGGCUUUGGUGGUCCUGUGAGAGGUGGUCCUGGGUUCCCUGGAGGCAUCCAGCCGGUGCAGGUUGACUCAAGCCUCCUGCGGCCGGUCCAUGUUGAGAUCGAUCCCCAAAUCCAGCAAGUGAAAAACCAGGAGAAGGAGCAGAUCAAGACUCUUAACAAUCAGUUUGCCUCCUUCAUUGACAAGGUGAGAGGCUGGAACUGUAUUUGCUUGGGGAUGGGGACUCUGAGGAGCUUUCCUGUGCUGUGGAGAGGGGAAUACUGUCCUUCACAGCUCCGUGUGGGCAGCUCUGGAAGGCUGGUGGUGCUUGCACUGAGUCCUGAGGCAAUGUAAUAACCUUCCAUCCACAGAGAAACCAAAGGACUUUCUCUGGGUUUGGUUGAUCCAACCUCUUGCUUUGCUUUUCUCUUGUGUUCUUUGAGGCCAAAGUGGUCGUGAUACACUCAGUUAUCCUUUAAGUUCAUGCUUUUCAAGGGUUUGUUCUUCUUGAGGGACUCGGGAAUGUCAGGAAGGGCUUUGAGUUCAUUCCUGGCUGUUCUUUACUUCGGUUCAAGUACAGUUGAGUACUCUUUAUUGUUCCUGCACUGAGAGAAUGUUGGUUGAGAACAUGCUUCAGAGUUGUUUCAAUGCAUGACAUGAAUACUGAAUUCCUCUCGUAUCUGCUAAGAGGAGGAAUGUUUUCCACUAUUGAGAUCCUGAUGUGGGAUUUCUUUCACUGGAAGGUAAAAGUGAUGAUCUGAUGCUUCCGGAAAUGAAUUCCAGAUCAGAAUUUGCAAUUGGAAAUGACAAAACUGUAAUACUGGAAUGUGAUGUUCCCAUAGAGAA
Molecule: messenger RNA, 1218 nt
Organism: Pezoporus occidentalis (night parrot)
Lineage: Eukaryota; Metazoa; Chordata; Aves; Psittaciformes; Psittacidae
Product: keratin, type II cytoskeletal 3-like
Biological process (GO): keratinization; intermediate filament organization
Cellular component (GO): keratin filament
Molecular function (GO): structural constituent of skin epidermis
Source: RefSeq, a predicted model, not a curated record